AUGUUGAACCUUCAAACUCGAAAGUUCGCCGCCAUCCGCUCAAAAGAAUUUAUUAAAAGUAGGCAAGCUCUAGCUGACACCAGCUGGCGCGGUUCAGUUAUAAUACUCAUAAAUGCGAUGCUCGGAACGGCCAUGUUCAACCUGCCACUUGUCUACCAUCAAUCCGGAGGAAUUGUAGCGGCCACAGCCGUUGGGAUUAUCAUGAUCAUUCCAAUGAGCGCCAUCUCACUGGCAUUUGUCCACUGUGCCAGGAAACACAACUGCAAAUCAUACCACGAAGUCAUCUGUGAGUACUCCGGUAAUAAAUUCAACGUGCUGUGUUACAUCAUGUUCAUUGUCAACCUGUUCGGAGUAUGCAUGAUAUUUCUCAUUUUGAUUGGAGACCAGUGGGAAAAAUUCAUGCAAAUGCUGCAAAAGAACUCGGUGCCCAAAGAUCUCUGGUACAUGGACAGGAAAUUCGUCAUGACUCUCUCCUCCAUUGUCAUCAUUCUUCCUCUCUCUUUCUCCAAGAGGAUUGACUUCCUCAAAUAUGCAAGUUACGUUGGCAUUCUGGCAGUCGUGUAUUGUGUGGUGCUGGUAACUGUUAAGUAUUUCACGGGGGUGAAUAAUUCAAAGGUCGGCCCUCUGAGGCACUGGCCAGAACGUGCUACUGAUGUUUUCCUAGCAGUUCCGACAGUGGCUGUGGGAUAUCAGUGCAAUACAAGUAUUGUGUCAGUGUAUUCAUGUACUAGAGACCGAGAUCUCAACCACAACUUCACAAAGGCAGUUGUUCUUACGUUCGUAAUAUCAUUUGUUCUAUGUACAAUGCUCUCCGUAUUUGCCUAUUUAACGUUUGGAUCUUGUGUGCAGGCAGACAUACUCCUAUCAUACGAGGCAUCGCCAGAUGUCAUGGCUGCAGUUUUGUCGGUUGCUUUGAAAAUGUACAUGUCGUUUCCCAUACUGUUGUUCCUGGGAAGAAUGUCAGUUGAAGAAAUAUGCCAAAAGUUGAAAAACAUGAAAUCAGUUGGAACAGAAGCUGACAGUGGCACAAUUGAAAUGACCGCCGAAAAUUCAAACACCUGCAACAACGAACCUGCCGCCAUAACAAGCACCGAUGAUAAGUUGGAGGUGAGACGUCGGGUCAUGAUAACGUUGUGCUGGUUCAUUUCAACUUUGCUGACCUCUUUGUUCGUCCCUGACAUUGACAAGGUCAUUUCAUUCCUCGGAUUCUUUGCUGUAUGGUUUUCAUUCAUAUUCCCUGGCAUAUGCAUUCUGAGAUACAUGUUGAUGUACGACAAUGGGUACAAUCGCAUCGACAACUUGGACUCCAACACAAAUGAUUACCAAAGCCUUGACGGCCAAACUCUGAUUCCGUCAAAUGGAAAUGUUUUAAAAAGUAAAUGCAAAUGGUACGCGAAACUUGCACUGCCCAUCGUCUGCAUCUUCUUUGGAGUGUUCCUCUCAGUGAUGUCUUUUGUGCAAAGCGUCAUGAAGGUUGUCACUAUCAAUCCGACCGAUGCAAUCUGCCAAGAAAAUAUUAACGCCACAAUUAUUUAGCACCUAAGUUACAUUAUCAUUGUUAUAGGAAAUUAACUUGUAAGUUUGCAUAAUACAAAUGAAAUGGAAUAUAUUUUGAUAUUUAUUUGCCGAAUACUUUAACUUUUUUGAAAUAAUUUGAUGAGUUAUCUAUAUAGAUUUUCACAUAUUGUAAUUGCAUUUAUUGAAGCUCGUAUUUAUCAACAUGAUUUAAAAAAACAAACAAACAAACUGAAACUGAAAAUGCUUGAAGAAAUACUUUCUCACAAUUCUCUUUUUUUUGUUUUAGGUCUGAAAUUAUUUUAUUUUGUUUUGUUCUUCUGUUCGAGUAAUUGAAAAACAUUGUAAAACACUUUUACUCUAGUUAUUUUGGAAACUAAAAACCUAAGCCUGUCUGACUAAUUUAUUUCUAUUUAAUUCUAGUUUUCAUGGUCAUAAAAAUUUCUUUUUAAUUUGUUUUUGUUCAAAUAUAUUAAUAAAUAUUUCAUUACUUUUAUUCAUUGGUUGCGUUUCAACCAAAUUUUAUUUAAAUUUGUUCAAAUG
Molecule: messenger RNA, 2058 nt
Organism: Helobdella robusta
Lineage: Eukaryota; Metazoa; Annelida; Clitellata; Rhynchobdellida; Glossiphoniidae
Exons: 10
Coding region: 1-1536 (511 amino acids)
Biological process (GO): amino acid transmembrane transport
Molecular function (GO): amino acid transmembrane transporter activity
Source: RefSeq, a predicted model, not a curated record